Molecule: messenger RNA, 459 nt
Organism: Venustampulla echinocandica
Lineage: Eukaryota; Fungi; Ascomycota; Leotiomycetes; Helotiales; Pleuroascaceae
Product: Catabolic 3-dehydroquinase
Exons: 1
Coding region: 1-459 (152 amino acids)
Biological process (GO): quinate catabolic process
Molecular function (GO): 3-dehydroquinate dehydratase activity
Source: RefSeq, a predicted model, not a curated record
AUGGCACCUAAAAACAUUCUUGUUCUCAAUGGCCCCAACUUGAAUCUCCUCGGUACGCGAGAGCCACAUAUCUAUGGCUCAACAACACUCGCAGACAUCGAGCAGGCCGCGAUAUCGCAAGCGGCAUCCUCGGGAGCCUCUCUCUCAUUCUACCAAACAAACCAUGAAGGAGCACUCAUUGACCGGAUCCAUGCCGCACGUCAAGAGGGUGUAGACGCCAUUGUGAUAAAUCCCGCGGCUUUUACGCAUUCUAGCGUUGCGGUUAGAGACGCAUUGUUAGGCGUGGAUAUUCCGUUUGUGGAGCUGCAUGUUACCAACGUUUAUAAGAGGGAGGAAUGGAGGAGGAAGAGCUAUUUUAGCGAUAAGGCGGAGGCGGUUAUUUGUGGGUUGGGGCCUUUUGGGUAUAAGGCUGCCAUUGAGUUUGUGUUGGACCAUAUGAAGGAGAGGGCCAAGCUAUGA